Messenger RNA from Aspergillus candidus, 839 nucleotides. RefSeq lists its product as uncharacterized. The coding region runs from base 164 to 346 and encodes 60 amino acids. The transcript has a single exon. The record is from RefSeq and is a predicted model, not a curated record. NCBI's taxonomy places the organism in Eukaryota, Fungi, Ascomycota, Eurotiomycetes, Eurotiales, Aspergillaceae.
CCCAUCUCAAGCGUGCCUUGGCUUUCAUAUACUACGCUCCCGUCCUCCGAGUUCUAUCCUGCUAGCAGAAUUCUCUAGACUAAGCAAGGAUCAAUCAUGAACAAGCAAACACGAAUACAGUCAAUCCCUCCAAUAAAAAGCAGGGGUCUUGAUCACGAAAUCCAUGCGGAAUCUUGUCUGCAAAAUCGCAGCAGAAUCAAUCAACUCACUUACCACCCUCGAACUACACGCGAUGAACGUCGACGAUGAGGUGUCGCCCUACGGCUCGACAACAGUUACAGUCGAAAAUUUCAAAAAAAGGAGGCUGACUGCUACUGGGCUCCUGCUGCGACCAAUGCAAGACUGAGGUUGGUGGUAGGGUAUGACUUCUGACACUCGAUAGGAACGGUCACUCCCCGCUUCACUUGUGGAAUAUUGGGGGAUUGUCAGUGUAAGACGAAUUGCUCUCGCUAUCCCUUGAGCACGUCAUUCUGCAACCCUUCAAUCAUCUCGAACAAAUAAUACGACAUCUAUCCGAAAGGUCCAGCAUGGGUGGCACAACUGCAACUGCACAGCUAGACCUACCCCUCGACAAGGUUGUUAACCGCCCUCCUCGCCGUCCUCCAGAAAGAGACACAGUGAUAACCGAUCAAAGCUGAGAACCAAGGUUCACCAAGCAUCUGGAGGAGCAAAAUCAUCACGAUUCUGACAUGCCCGUUGGCGGCAGAUUCCAUGGACGGCAACGACAACGCUAUACUUCCGCAGAACGUAUAUCUAAGCAAACCACUCACCUAACUAUCCAACGCACCGAAAUGCAUGCCCUACACCUUCCCAGAGCUUCUAAUCGUACUAGCUAAGCC